AUGUCAGAACUAUACUGUCCUAUUCCGCCCAGGGAUCAGGACAUCUACCGCUUCCGGCAGCAGUUUGGAGCGAACCUGGGAUCUACCUUUGUACUCGGUCCGCACGAUAAUACUGGCGAGUCAAAUGAAUUACAGUUACUGAAAACGUCAUUAGCAUCCACUGGACUCGAGCAAACAAGACAGAAGUGGCAAUCCCACUGGCACUCUGCAUUGACCGACGAUGACCUCGUCUGGCUCAAGGAUGUAGCGCAAUGCAGAACACUCCGUUUACCAUUGAGCUUCUACUCCCUCGGACCCCUGUUCUGUCGGGGAACAGCCUUUGAAGGGGAUCCAUCAGAGGUGUACCACCAUUGCUGGAGUACUGUGAAGCAUCUAAUCGAAAAAUGUUGGUUUCACGGUAUCGGAAUCCUCAUUGAUUUCCAGGCCAGCGCCAGCGGUAUAAACCUCUGUGCCAGUGCGAAAGAUCGGACAAUAGCUCGGGACUGCGUCGCUUUUCUUGCUCAGGAAAUAACCUUCCAUUCUAUGUCCGCGGUAGUCGGACUUUCAGUAUCCUCCGGAUGUGAACCUGCCCCUGACAUGUGCGAAUGCUACGAUGAGAUCCUUAAGAUAGCCAAUGCCAUUGACGCAUGUUUGCCUGUAUACAUCGACGACAACCAAGCUCAAUGCAACAAACGAGUCUUCAAGGGCUGCGAAAGCGACAUCCCUCAGUUCAAGAGCGACAUCUCAAUCGGUAAAAUCCAAAUACCUAGCCAAAUGAUGCUACCCGAAACAGAGGUCCGAGAGAAGAUCAACAAAGCCAAAGCCGAACGAUCAGGAUUCCAGGAAAAGGUUUUGUCGCAAGUCUCGGAAUCUUGGGGCUCGAACGAACGUCAAAGCUUCGUCCAUGGCUGGAACCUGGGAUACGAUGAUGCGUUGCGCUUCUUUGGCGCUGCUGUUCAGGGCAUCUUGGCUCCGCGAAAAGGUGCAGACAAGAUCUAUGAUAUAGAGUUGUGGGUCCAGCAGCGCAAAAGAGAUAUAGACCCGGAGCAGCUCGGGGAGAAUUCUGCGGCAUGGGAGGAUGGUCUUCGGAGAGGUAUUCAAGAUUUUUACAACAUCAUCGGAAUUUGA
Molecule: messenger RNA, 1107 nt
Organism: Aspergillus niger
Lineage: Eukaryota; Fungi; Ascomycota; Eurotiomycetes; Eurotiales; Aspergillaceae
Exons: 2
Coding region: 1-1107 (368 amino acids)
Source: RefSeq, a predicted model, not a curated record